AACAGGCAUCCAGUACCUGGGAGAUAGUGUGGGGUCAGAGGUGAACCGAACACUUGGGUGUCACGAAAGUGGCAACGGAGGAGUAAAUAAAUGGCACUAGACCUGAUGGGCAUGGCCCUGGGGGCCUCCUGGAGGAAUAGACCUCCGUGCCCCAUCAACCAAGAGUGGUGAUUAUGGAGAGCCGCGUUGACACCUCGUAACAAUGAGAGGCGUUCUAAGAUAGAAGGGGUGGACUGGUUGGAAUGGGGACUGCCCCUCGCUAGAACCCAGUUCAAUUGGACCAACAUUUAUUGAGUGCUCACUGAAUGCCUUGUUCUGGAGUGAAAGAAGGAAGAGGAUCUGGGAGGCUGUUAUGUCAAGGAACUCAAAGAAACCCUCCUUACCCAGGCAGGAGCCGAAGACACCAUCGGGCAAAAAGGUGAAGUCUCCAUGCCCUCCCCUGUCCCGGUCAUGGAAGCAGGACCGCGAGCAGACGCUGGCGGCAGCUUACGUGCCAGUGGUGGUAGACCCAACGGGGCAGAACCUGGACAAGCUCAGGUUCAACUUCUACACCUCUCAGUACUCCAAUUCCCUGAACCCCUUCUACACCUUGCAGAAGCCUACCUGUGGCUACCUGUACCGAAGGGACACUGACCACACCCGCAAGCUCUUUGACGUGCCUCCUGCCAACCUGGCCUUGUGGCGCUCCUAGGCCCCCACCAGGCAGCAGCCCCCGCCUGCACCUUUCCCUCUGCAAUCCUGGGUCCCAGGCAGGGGGGAUGGGCUGCCUGUUCCAGGAGGAGUGGACUGAGCCUGGACUAGGAAAGCUGUGCCAUGCCGAGUGUCAAGGAUGACAAAGGGAGGUCCCUGUUCUUGGCAGCAAUUAAAGUUGGUCCUUCCUUUCCCCAGCAUCUGAAUGAGUGGCUGCUGGUGGGUAAACCGAGGCCAUAAGUUUGUUGUACAACAGAUCAAGUCGAGAGGUGCCUGAAGACUUGGAAGGACUUGAUUCGCAGCCCCCUCUCCUCAAGAGUGGCCUGCACACCCCUCCAGAGCCUGAGUCCUGGUGAAAGCUGAGGCUGGCCACACCCUCCCCAUAGUCGAAGCUUGGCAACCGCUCCAGAGUCAACAAAGAGAAAAGUCAGCUGACUGUGAGCCACCGGAAAAUGGGGAAGCCAUGCAGGGCGAAACCCAGUCUCUGGGGAGGCCUCCUCUGCAGUCUGAGUCUUAGACCAAAUCAGCCCUUCUGCAGUUCGUUGCUGGGCGGAUGGAUUUCCCAUCUUGUUUCCCCUCUGGUCCGGAAGAGCUGACCCUGAGGUUAGUCGGGCUCACAGGCCAUGCUUCCUGAGAAAGAGCGAUGAAGGCAGAGGGCGCUUGACCCCGUGCAGUCCUGAGGGCGUCCCUGGCAGCUCUGGGACCCAGCGGUAUUCUGGAAUCAGAUCAGACGGGCCUGAGGGGGCAGACGGGGGGCCUCUCCUCCCGAGUCCACAGCUGGUGACUCUGUGUUGGUGACUGCUAAGACCAGCAAACACCUGCAAGUUAGGGUUUCUCCUUUCCAGAGAGCCAGUUGUAAAGUGUCGGCCAGCACGUCACUGGGUGGGCCCAGCAGACUUCAUCCUAGAGGUCACCGCUCAUUCCAGGGAGAGGGGGCGGGCAGGGGUCGCGGGUACUGGUAUACCCAGGGGAGCAUCCUUCUGCAGUGGAAGAGAGUGGGGCCGGUGUGGGAUGGAGGGACAGGAUUCUGGAGACCCAGACACGCCGCCAAGGCAUUGGCCAGGGCUCCCUGGAUGCCUUUCUCUUUUCAGAGAAAGGAUGCCCUUUCUCUGAAAAGAAGAGGGUGGGAAGGGAAGAAGGAGCCCCCCCAAAGGUCCCUCACAGGACAGAGUCCAGGGUUUUCUGUUUGUUGGCAGUAGGCUCUCUCUCAAAAGCCAGAGGCUUUCCUUCAGUGCCUGGCGAUCCUUGGCUGGAAGCGGGCCCUUUGGCCUCUGGACCUGGUCGCUCCUGCCCAAUUGUCAGUGUCGGAGUUGCCGGCCUGAGAAGGAGCUGGGGGUCUUUUCGUGUGCGAAUUCUCCCUUAACUCCCAGUUUCUAGAGUGACCUUUCGCUCUUCUCCAGCCUCUUGGUCCAGAGCCCCAGAAUAAGCAACAGCCCGGGGGUGGGGGAAGGAGGGCCAGAGAUGUCCGUCCUGCUGCCUUGCAGAGCUGUCUGGGGAACUUUCCACCUGGCCACCUUUUCCUGCCCCUGCCUGUCCUAACCCCAGCUUCCAGGGCACCUUCUGCACCCACGCCUGAGCCCGCAGGCUUCUGAGGCAGACACAGGCACUGCAUCCGGACCAUCCGCCUGCCCUCUCGAAGUGUUUGAGUUUUGACUUUCUGCCCUGAGACAGUUACCCAUUGUCCAUCUGCCUUCUGUUGUCCAGAAUUUUACUAGAACCUCACUCCUGCUGUCUUCUUUCUCUUUGUCUCUGUGGGUUGGUAGGUUUAAAACCAUUAUUGCCUUUUUUGUUGGAAUGGAGAUACAUUCAAGUGUUCAGCCUAGGUGUAAAGAAAAGUCAAACAUCCACUCCAGCAUCCAACAGACCCUUGCUGAACACCUGAAGGCUGGGUCCUUAGGCUGCAGAAAUGUCUGAGAACCGUCUCUGCACCCCCAAAACCUAAGAACCGGGUGGGCUGAAGUGGGGAUGGGGGUGGGGGCCCAGCAUUUUCCCUUCCCCAACGGACUAAUGCCCUUGCCUCUCCCCUGGAGAAUGGUCUCCCCCUUGAGGUUCACCUUGGUAGAGCAGCCUUCCAAGGGACUUUUUAUUAAAGAAGCUGACCCAGGUCCCACGUGGGUGUGGGCGGGAUCAGUCCAGAAGGCAAAGACCCAGUGCUUAGGGCUCUGAUCUGUUUCUGUUGGGGUGGAGAGUGGCGGCCAGGCAGCCUUGGAGGGGGAUGGUUAGGCCUGGGACGGCUGCCCCUCCCAUCUCUUCCCAGCCCGGUUUCUGCCUCCGCACACCUGCGCCAAGCGCUCCUUCUCCCUGGAACGGCUCAGCCAAGUGGGUCUUCUCACUCGGCUCUUGGCAUCCGUCCCAGGAGGGAUUCCUGAAGUCAUGAAGCAGCCUGGGGAAGCCCCCAGGCCUCUGUCUGACGUGCCCACCACAGUGGGUGUGCACUUGGCUCCUCCAUACCUCUCUGUGCGUUCACCUCUUCCUGGAGGCUUUGGUGUGGACCCCAGCCCUCCUGACCUGGCAUCAGUGUCUGGGCGAAGAAUGGAGAGCGGGACUGAGAGAAGCCACCGAAAGGGGAGAAGCUGGGCUCUGGGCUGGGGAAGUCGGUGGAUGUCAUUCCCACCCGGGGUCUGAGAGAAAGGAUGGGGGCCCCACAUCCAAACAUCCUGACCCCUGUCACUAGAAUUGUCCCUGCAGACGGGCCAUGGAGAAGCUGCUGGAGUCAGGGCUGGAGGGCUCCUCUACAUCCACCCCUACCCCCCCACCGCCGGGCCUUCCUCAGAGAUUUAAAGGCUUGGGCUAAGAGCAUGAUGGUGAGGGGAAAAUUCUGGUGCCACCACUUGGAAUUUCUGUGAACCUCA
Messenger RNA from Mustela erminea (ermine), 3542 nucleotides. RefSeq lists its product as uncharacterized. The transcript has 2 exons. The record is from RefSeq and is a predicted model, not a curated record. Lineage: Eukaryota; Metazoa; Chordata; Mammalia; Carnivora; Mustelidae. Bases 353 to 691 code for a protein of 112 amino acids.